Molecule: messenger RNA, 2037 nt
Organism: Macrosiphum euphorbiae (potato aphid)
Lineage: Eukaryota; Metazoa; Arthropoda; Insecta; Hemiptera; Aphididae
Source: the annotation of a GenBank genome assembly
AUGACUAUGGCUGAGGUAGAAAUGGAGCCGCCGACAGACAGGGCGAGCCGGUCGACGGUCUAUAAGACCAACAACAACCAUCCGCUGGCCACGAACAACAACAACCACCUGCACCACGUUCCCAGCACUCGUCCUGUGGUCGUUAAACACAAAAAGAGGAAACGCCUGAACCAAGUGCUGGACAGGUUGGCUGGCCAAGUGACUUCGCCCAACAACAACAAUAAUAAUAACAACAACAACAAUAAUAACAAUAACAACAACAAGAACAACAUCGACAUCGAUGUCGUCGCCGUGAAAGAAGAUGAGUCAACUAUCAAGGACGGCGGUGGUUCGGUGACGGCCAUGGUAGUGGUGGACGGCGGUCACGGCGACACGGUCGUCACGAACGGCGUCGGGUAUGAGAGCGACGAGUCGCUGCGGAGGUCGUGUAAAGACUACGAGGAACCGUUCAGCCCGGCCGGGUCGUCGUCGUGCAACCGAUCGCCGCGCAGCUCGCACACCGACUCGCCGUUCAGCCCGAGCCGGACGAGACCGGACGACCCAUCACUCCCACUUGCUACCGCGCAACCGCUACCACAGCAGUUUCACCCACCACCGACGCUGCCGCCGCACCCGCUGCACCACUAUCUCAAGUACCCGAAGUGCGACUGCCUGUUCUGCGGCGGCGACGGCACAUCGCCUCCUCGUCACCCACUACCGCCGAUGCUACCGCCACCACCGCAGCAGCAGCACCUGCACCGGACCAUGCACGACGACAAGAACCCGCAGCAGCCACCCGUCACGCCCAUGUCACCGGCGUCGCUGUUGGCUGGCUCCAUGUACACGUUCGAACACUACCUGCACACCAAGUACCUGCCAGACAUUUUCCGGAAGCGGCGGAGCCAUUCCGACUCCGAUGUUCCUAUGUGGUUCGAAGCGACCAAAGCCGAACACUGCAGCGGUGGAGGUAACGACGACACGACCGCAUCAACUGCUGCGGCUGUCCGAGUGACAGCGUCGGCCGCUGCCGCGACCAUUGGUCGGAGAGGCAAGAGGCCGUUCUCGGUACCCCACCCGCUGGACAAGCCGGCUCGGAAGAGGGGCCCGAACGGAUGCAGGUCGUCCGCGCCGGUUCCACCACCACCUCAACCGCCCCAAGACUCGCCGCUUGACCUGUCAAUGAAGAACGGCGGCGGUUGUUGGCCGUUUACUGCGCCCGAACCCCCGGUGGCUGAACCCUCAACCACCAUCGCCAACUCCGCGUCAAUGCCGUCACCCCCGCUCCCGGCCACCGCCUCUUCCACCACUUCUCCGCCGGCCACGUCGGUGGUGUCUGUGGGUUACUACAGCCGGCCGGGGAGUGCCGGCGGUUACUCCGUGCCGGUGGUCAAGGGCGACGUGGCGUCGCGUACCACUAAGGCGUCGGUGGCCGUCCGGUACAACCUGGAAGUGUCGCCUGUCGUCGAGGAGAUGCCCGUCGGCUCGGACGUGGCGUACGUGUGUCCGGUGUGUGGACAGAUGUUUAGCCUGCACGACCGGCUGGCCAAGCAUAUGGCGUCCCGGCACAAAACCUCGGCGUCUUCGUCGUCGUCGUCCGGCACCGGUACGGCGGCGUCCUCGUCGUCGGAAAACGGCGGCGACUCGUCCGGCGGCACGGCCAAGGCGUACCCUUGCGAGGUUUGCAACCGGUCGUUCGCGCGCAGUGACAUGCUCACCCGACACAUGCGACUGCACACGGGCGUCAAGCCGUACACGUGCCGAGUGUGUGGGCAAGUGUUCUCUCGGUCCGACCACCUGAGCACGCAUCAGCGUACGCACACAGGCGAAAAACCCUACAAGUGUCCCCAGUGCCCGUACGCCGCGUGCCGCCGGGACAUGAUCACCCGGCACAUGCGCACCCACUCCCGGUACGAGAUGGUCUCGUCAUCUUCGGCGUCCGGCGCCGCGGCCAUGGCCGCCGCGCUCGGCCUGGACCCACCGUCGCCCACCUCGCCCACGGGUGGAAAACUGUUGAUGUCGCCCCCGCUCGAGGUACUCUGCAAAUCAGAACCGCAGUAA